UUCUUCCCCAAUUUCAAAAUUGCAGUUUAACAAUGGCGUUGGAAGCGUACACAUCACAACUCACUGACAAAAUCCACACCGAUGUUCUCACCAAAGCUCGAAUUUCUUGCUACAAGGCGAGAGAUGCAUUUUAUUCAUGCCUGGAGAAAGAAUCGAACAAGAAGCCCACUGAAAUCGGGACUGUAGGGCUGUUAUACCCAACUGAUUGCAAGAAAACUAGGCAGGAUUAUGUGAAGCAAUGCCGACCCACUUGGGUGAAGCAUUUUGAUAGGCAGUACUGUGCUAAGAAGAAAGUUCAGAGGCUUUUGGAUGAUAAUGAGUCAAGGAGAGGGCAGUAAUGCUUGGCCCCUAAGGAAGUGACAAGUGAAUGAGUUAGUCAUUUAUCAUGGUAAAUUUGUUGGAUGAUUCUUGUUUUGAACAUUGAUAAACUUCCAAGCAAGAGCAAGAGUAUUAGAUGUGCCAAAUCCCUAGAGAUUGGCCAUUUGAGGAGCCUGCUUCUUUUAAUAUUGGUUGCUAGUUUGAACUCUAGUUAAGAAGAUUCUGAGAAUGUAUUUUAACUCACAAAGGUGAAGGUUGACAUAGUUUGAUGCCUUGUUUCGCCUGCUUGACAUAGUUUGAUGCCUUGUUUCGCCUGCGGAACAGGCGUUCUACCAAGAUAGAUUUAUUUAUAUGAAGUGUUUUUCUGCUUC
Nicotiana attenuata is the source of this 689-nucleotide messenger RNA. RefSeq lists its product as uncharacterized. NCBI's taxonomy places the organism in Eukaryota, Viridiplantae, Streptophyta, Magnoliopsida, Solanales, Solanaceae. The record is from RefSeq and is a predicted model, not a curated record. Bases 33 to 338 code for a protein of 101 amino acids. The transcript is spliced from 4 exons. Gene Ontology annotation, cellular component: respiratory chain complex IV; mitochondrion.